Asparagus officinalis (garden asparagus) is the source of this 1419-nucleotide messenger RNA. RefSeq lists its product as uncharacterized. The transcript has a single exon. NCBI's taxonomy places the organism in Eukaryota, Viridiplantae, Streptophyta, Magnoliopsida, Asparagales, Asparagaceae. The record is from RefSeq and is a predicted model, not a curated record. The coding region runs from base 1 to 1419 and encodes 472 amino acids.
AUGGGUCGAGAGGUAAAUCAGAAUUGUUCAUUAGAAUAUUUUCCACCAUCUAUUGAUAGCAAAGGUCAAUUAUAUGCUACUAUUCCAAGAUCUGAAAUUCUUCUUAAUGUUGACAAAUGGAAUAAUACAUUAAUUGGUUAUGUUCUUGGUGAUAAACCUUUCUAUUCCCAUUUAAAAGGUUGUGUUGGUCGGCUAUGGAAACUAAAAUGUUCUCUUGAGAUAUAUUCUAGAGAAAAUGGCUUCUUCUUCUUUAAAUUUGGAUGCAAGGAAGAGUUAAACAGAGUUUUGAAUGGUGGGCCUUGGUUAUUUGACGGAAGGUUAAUUAUCUUGAAAAAAUGGUCUGAAAACAUUGGAUUAGAAAGAGAGCUCCUUAACUCAGUUCCAGUUUGGAUUAGACUACCAUCUUUACAUCUCAAGCUUUGGUCUAAUAAUAUUAUUGGUCGUAUUGCUAGCCUUGUGGGUAAUCCUCUUUAUAUAGAUAAAGCAACAGCAUCGAGUGAAAGGUUAGCCUAUGCUAGAUGUUUUGUGGAAAUUUCCUCUAAAGCUAAGCUACCAAAUUCUAUAAGGAUGGAUUUAGGGAAUGGAGAUUGGUUGGAAACUGCCGUUGAGUAUGAAUGGAUUCCACCUAAAUGUGAUAAAUGUCAAAAUUUUGGUCAUGUUGAAUAUCAGUGUCCAGUUGUUAUAGUUGAGAAGUGGGUGCCUAAAACAACAUCAAAUGAAACUGGGUUUGGAGAAUCUAUGAUUGUUGACAAUUCAUACAACAAUGAUAUUUUAAUUAAAGAUAAUGAAGGACUAAUAAAUGAAGAUGUUGUUAGUAAUAAGAACCAGAUAAAUGUUGAAGCUACAACUACUGAAAGAAUAAUGCAUGCUGCUGAUACCAUAAAUGAUGUUCAUUUGGAUUCUGAGGUUUUCUCUGAUCAUGAGUUGGUGUAUCAUAAUGCUGAAGGCCAGGUUAAAAAGGAUAAAUUAAAUGCCCAGGAGAAAUCUAUGAAAGAUAAGUCUGCUUACACUGAUAAAACAGAUACCUCGGAUACAGAGCUGUUACAGAAAUCAGAUACAUUGAACAAUGUUGCUGCUAACAGAUACAAUUAUGAUCCUAUACAUGAAUCUCACCAAUCUGUCACAGCAGGUAUUAUAGAAGAUACAUCAGGCUCCUCUGACCUUGCUGUUACAGUUGUUCCUAUAACUGAGAAUAAAUCAGAGCAGGCUAAACAUAAAACAGGUUUUUUUGAUUCUUUGCAAUCUGGUGGGGGUAAUUCAAAUGAGAAAGGUUUAUAUUUUCCUAUUGCUAUUGAUAAUCCUGAAUGGUUAACUGAAAAAGAUCAGCUGCUUAUGAAGAAGAAAAGUCAGGUCAAAGUGAAUAAAGACUCCUCAGGUCCAAAGAGGGUUACAAGGUCCUCAUCAGCUAAUAUCUUAUGA